AACAAUGACACGACACUUUGCAUUGACUCGUCCGACUACAAUGUGAACGUGAGACGACGGGCGUUACAGUUUAAACUUUCAAGGCUGGGCGCGGCUUUCGGGCAUGUUUGUUUCUAUCUAUCUCCCUGCUGCUGCUGAAUGCGGAAGACUAACAAUUACAAAGAGCUCCACUCUGACUAAGCAAGCAAAAGGUGAGCUUUUGGAUCACUUUUAAGGGAACUUUCAUUACAUCUGAAGUGUAUCAAUGUGGCCAAAUCAAGGUCCAUCCAACCCAGCCUUCCCUCCUGGCUACAACCCUGCAUACCCCACCUUUCCCCCAGCAGGCGUCUUUCCCCAACAACCAAAUCAACAGUACAUGCCCGUCCAGUAUCAGACAGGUGUCAACCCAGCCAUGAUACCCAACCCACCUCGGGUUGCUCCGCCUUAUGUGGGGGGUCCGGGACCUUACUCCAACCCAGUUGCGCCUGGCGGGUACCCCGUAGCCCCUGUCGGAGGCGUCCACCCUGGUGGGUACCCACACUCUCAGAUAGGUUUCCACCAUUAUAAGGGUGACCACCACAACAAGGGCUAUGUCUACCACGGCGGGGUCAACCCAGUCUAUCCCUUGAGGAGGGGGUUUGGUGGGGGCCUGACUGGCUUGGCCAUGGGAUUGGUGGCACAUAAAGCCCACAAGAAGCUGAAGAAGGUGCACAAGAUGUACACCCAGGGUUACUACAAACAUGGCGGCAAGUACUCCUCCAGCAGCAGCAGUAGCAGCAGUAGCAGCAGCGACUCCGACUGAAGCAAUCGUUCAACUCUAUGGCACAACUCCAUAAUAAAGCACCUUUUAAAAGGCAUCUUGGAAAUAUACCUUCAUGACAUUUCUGUAUACAUACCCUACUUCCAUAUACAAAUAAAGGGGCAAACUACUAAAAGGAAUUAUCCAUGAAUACUAUGUACAAUGUUAUGUGUUUUAAUAAAUGUAUAAAAAGUCACAAGAAUUACUCUUCCA
This is a messenger RNA of Syngnathoides biaculeatus (alligator pipefish), 991 nucleotides long. RefSeq names its product proline-rich protein 13-like. The transcript has 4 exons. The record is from RefSeq and is a predicted model, not a curated record. The coding region runs from base 245 to 781 and encodes 178 amino acids. NCBI's taxonomy places the organism in Eukaryota, Metazoa, Chordata, Actinopteri, Syngnathiformes, Syngnathidae.